AGCAAUUAAUGAUGGAAGAAUUCACAUACUAUGGUAAAAGAACAGUAUUACCUAACAAACCAAUCGAAGCAGGGAAGAAAAUAGCAUUAUCUAGCCUUGAUCUUGUGAUGGAAAAGCAUCACAUACAAAUGGUUUACUACUACAACAUUCCAAAGGGAGCUUUACCGAUCGGGGAAUUAACGAAUAUAUUGAGGAUAACACUUGCAGAAGUUAUGUCAUAUUUCCCAAUUGUAGCUGGUAGAUUGUCAAGGAAUGAAAAAGGCAAAUGGGUGAUUAAGUGUAAUGAUGCUGGAUUAAGAUUUGUUGAAGCUAUAGCUAAAGGUAGUGUUCACACUUGGUUGCAUGAUCUUGAUCAUCACAAACAGAAGAAACUCAUGCAUUGGGAGGAUUGGCAUCAUAUCCCUUAUUAUUCUCCCACUCUUUAUGUUAUGGUUACAGAAUUUGAAGAAGGUGGGCUAGCCAUAGGCUUAAGUUGCUCGCACAUUUUAACUGAUCCAUUUAGUGCAACCAACCUAAUCAAGGCCAUGACUGAUAAACUGCUUAAAGGAAGCAUUUCAAUACCCCCUUUUUUCCAUCCUUUACCCAAAAACAAUUUGGGCUUUCAAAAAGCCUACAACUAUCCCAAAAACCAUUUAAUUUACCAUUACAAAACCCUACUAGAAGGCCCAAGUCCAUCCAAGACCCAAAAAUCUGAAACCAUUGCUUUUCAAUUGACACAUUCCAUGGUCCAAGCUUGCAUCAAUUUAGCCCACUUGAAUGGCCCAACUAAUCAUAGGCCCGAUAGUUCGCCUUUUGUGGCUCUUGCGGCAUUAUUUUGGGCUUGUAUUAGCAAGGUGAAAGGCGAGACGAAUGGACUCAUUGAUAUAUCCCUUGGAUUAGACGUGCGAAGCAAGUUAGGGUUAGAUAGAGGUUACUUUGGUAAUUGCAUGAUUUACACCAAAUGUAAUGGGGACUACGUCCAAAUGGAUGAUAUUCCACAUGCAAAUAAGGUAAUAGGAGAAGAAAUUGACAAGGUAAACAAAGAAGAAACAAUUGAUUUGAUUGAAUGGUUGAAUAAUUACAAAAGUUUAUCCCCAAUUUCUUCCCUCGAUAGGGGUAAUUUAGUCAUUUCAAAUCUCGAGAAUGUCGAUCCGUACUCAGCUGUUUUUAUGGAAGGGUAUGAGCCAAUAAGAAUAGGGUAUUACAAUGUUUCGUCCGGUGUUGAAAAGGGUAAAGUUAUGGUGCUACCAUCUCAUCCUAGUGAAGGAAAAUUAAGUAGAAUAGUGAUGGUCACACUACCACAUCAUGAAGCUCUUAAACUAUUUGAAGAUAAACUUCUUGCUCGUUUCUCUCCAUCCAUAAUAAUGGGAGCAAACAAAUUAUGUAAUUGAUAUAUUUGCAUUUUUAUGUCUACCAUAAUACGUCCUAAUCAUGGUUAUUAAUUAUAUAAUUAAACCUAUUACACAUACAUACAAGUUUCAA
Messenger RNA from Amaranthus tricolor (Joseph's coat), 1461 nucleotides. RefSeq names its product protein ECERIFERUM 26-like. The coding region runs from base 9 to 1370 and encodes 453 amino acids. The transcript is spliced from 2 exons. Gene Ontology annotation, molecular function: acyltransferase activity, transferring groups other than amino-acyl groups. The record is from RefSeq and is a predicted model, not a curated record. NCBI's taxonomy places the organism in Eukaryota, Viridiplantae, Streptophyta, Magnoliopsida, Caryophyllales, Amaranthaceae.